Messenger RNA from Oncorhynchus tshawytscha (Chinook salmon), 1770 nucleotides. Its product is annotated as lecithin retinol acyltransferase. Gene Ontology annotation, biological process: retinol metabolic process. The record is from RefSeq and is a predicted model, not a curated record. Gene Ontology annotation, molecular function: phosphatidylcholine-retinol O-acyltransferase activity. NCBI's taxonomy places the organism in Eukaryota, Metazoa, Chordata, Actinopteri, Salmoniformes, Salmonidae. The coding region runs from base 432 to 1142 and encodes 236 amino acids. The transcript has 2 exons.
AAUAAUUUCAAGAAUCUAGGCACAAUGGUCAUCAUUUUUUUAUUUAAAAAAUCUGCGUUUCUGAUUAUAAAAUUGUAAAUAACAAAAUCGAAUGUAUUUGUUCAAUAUGAUUCCAACGAGCCUGUAAUUAUAGGCUUAUAAUAUAAUAUUUGAUUUAUAUAUCCUACAAAUGUAAUGGUUGUGAACUUAAAUUAUAGAAAUGAACUUACACCUUAAGCAUAAAUAAAUUAUUUAAAGUAAAGUAAACAAUAUGGCAUUUUCUGUAGACUAAAGAAAAACGCCAUAAGUGCCAUAAACACCACGGGAAUGUCCUUUGUGGCCAAUCGUGUCUUCUGGGUUUACCUUUAAGCUGCACUAGUCCCCUCCUAGUGCGCAUAUAAACCCACUUCUCCCAGACAACUCUCAGAAAACUUUGGACAGGAACUUUCACCAUGCUCUACUCGUUGACAUUUCUCGUCGAAAAGCUAUCCCUUCUCUCGAACUUCAAACUUUUUGAGUUUAAAUGGACGGAUGGGAAACACAAAGGGGCGGGAUGCACAGAGCGCACGACAUAUAGUCCUGUAGUCGCGCCGUUGUCUCUCCAGAGAGGGGACCUUUUGGAGGUGCCGAGGACUUUGUUCACGCACUUCGGUAUCUACUUGGGUGACAACAAAGUCGCUCACCUGAUCCCAGAUAUCAUGCCCGUGCUAACCAAUGACAAGAUGAUCAUCAAAAAAGUUAUCACAAAUAAGAGACUCAUCAUGGGUUGCUUGUACAAGUGUGCCGCGGUGCGCGUGGACACCUUGGAUGACUUUGUAUAUGGCUCAAACAUAUUGGUGAAUCAUAUGGAUAGAAAAUGCAAGGCGCAACAACCGUUCCCAAAUGAAGAGGUUGCCGAGAGGGCAGAACAACUCGUCGGCGCCAUCCCUUACAGUUUACUAUGGAAUAACUGCGAACAUUUUGUUACAUACUGCAGAUACGGUUCAGCGAAAAGUCAGCAAACGGAAAUGUUUUGUGAGUUCCUGAAAUCAAUCAUCCGAGACCAGAGGAGUGUCUUUCUCAGUGUUCUCCUCGGAAUUAUCUACAUCAUCUGCUUUGGCCUGGCGCCUUCAACUACGUUACCCACAAUCCUCAUCCCCUUCACUCUGUGGAUGGCCGGCUGAGAAGCCAAUGUUCAAAGCCUUCAAACACUCCUAAAUGGACAUUUCAAUAGAAACGAUUUGGGAUGGUGUCUUUUCAUUGGUCCUUGUGAUGACAUUAAUUGGCACCUCCCAACUCAUUUGACUUUGGUAUAGGCCUAUAGUGGAACGUCACAUAAUAGUCGAUUGUUACAGCAAGCGCUAGCAUCCACUCACUUUUGAUUUGAUCCUUGCCAGCCAAAAGUAAACACAGGGCAAUGUGGCUGCAGGCCUAGCAAUUUUACAUGUGAGUGUUCAUGUCAACACUUACUGUAUUGUAUGUAGGCCAUUAAGGCAUUAUAAAGCCUUUAUAAAGGCCAUAUGAUCCCUCAGUGAACAAUGUAUUGUCCAUAUUUCCCCCAAAAGAUUGGCCAAGGCGCACUUUCUACUUUGUAUCUUACUGUGUAAGUCACUGUCGUCUAAUCUGUAAAUAAUUCAUUUUCUUCAAUGAUGAUCCUCAAGUAUAAUUUUUAAAAAAUCAAUACAGUUUGAAACUCUAAGAGUACUACGCUGAUUAAUACAAUACUUAUGUGUUUUGAGAGCAGAUCAUUUUGUUUUCAAUCAAAUACAUUGUAAAUAUCAGAAAUGUUAAUAAAGAUAUUGGAAGUUGUCA